GUGAUUGUUAAGGAGGGUGAUGGAGGGAAUUUCUUUCAUUAAGGAGAACCAAAUUUGGUGCAUAGUAAGCCCUCCGAGCUAUUGACUAGGCUGGCCCAAGACUUCCGGGCUGGGAACAAGAGAAGACUGAAGCAGACAAAAUACUAAAAGGCAGAACCAGAAAUGGAAGGUGGCAAGGAAAAAACGUCUCACACUCAGGGCCAAAGAUGUCCGACAGUGUCUGCUGCAAACUUGUUGUCUAUCUGGAGGAUCUGACGGACGAGGAAUUCAAGAAAUUCAAGAUGCACCUGGAACACUACCCACUGGAGGAAGGCUACAAGUGCAUUCCGCACUAUCGGAUCGAGAAGGCAGACAGGAUAGAUAUAGCAGAGCGCAUGGUCAAGGCCUAUGAAGACACCAUGACAUUGCAGGUGACCGUCAACAUCUUGGACAAAAUAAAUAAGAAGGAAGUGUCAUCAAAAGUCAGAAGUGAAAUGGCGGCAUAUUUCCGGCAGCCGCCAAAACCCUUGACGAAGAAAGAAAAAAAAGAAAAGGAAGAGAAGAUAUUGUCCAACCUCCAUAACAAAUUUUUGGGGACUCAAAAGAAAGUGGAGGUGACCCUGGACCCCAAAACUGCCUUCCCUACGCUCAUCCUUUCCGAAGAUCGGAAAAGUGUGCAUCUCGGCCAGCGAGCCCAGACUCUUCCUGACAACCCCGAGCGCUUCAAUUUUUUACCGUGUGUCCUGGGAGCGGAAGGCAUCGACUCUGGGACUGUCGACUGGGUGGUGGAGGUGGGCAAGGCCAAAAAGUGGUCCAUUGGGGUGGCCCGUGCAUCGAUAGAAAGAAAAUGGAACCAAUACAUCACUGCUACUGAGGGGUUUUGGGUGCUGAAGUUGUUUGAUGGAGAAUACAUGGCCUCCACCACCCCUUCCACCAUCCUUACGCUGUGGAAAUCCCCACGGCGGAUCAAGGUUCACCUGGACUUCGAUUUUGGCACCCUUUCCUUUUUCAACGCUGAUUCCAUGGAGUGCAUCUUUACCUUCAAUUAUCCUUUCUCUGAGAGGAUGCUUCCUUUCUUUGAGGUCUGGGACACGGAGAUCCCCCUGAAAAUCUGCCCCAGUGAUCCAUAGGGGCACAUGCACAAGAUAACUUAGCCUGCAAUCCAGGACUCACUCACUUGGGAGUAAAGAGCUCAAGCAGGCAAUUCCAUUCUAGCCCCUUUCCAUUUGGCUUUUCUAACUGACAUGUGACAUUCCAUGCUACUGAGCAUGGUCAGGCCACAUUGGGGUAGUUCUUUUUCUUCUUUCUUCUUUUGGGGGGAGGGGGCAGUAGUUCCCUUAAUUUCUUAAAAAUAAUAAUCCCUUGUUUCUUUUGUAUUUUUGCAAAGCUUGGAGUUGAAACAUAAACUGGACUUUAAAAUGGGGUGGUCACUUAUAAAUCACCCCAAAUGAGGACAAAAGUAGAUGGUGAUUUUCAUAAAAUUUACUUAUGCUAAUUGAUAUGUAUACUUGCAAAUAGGAAUAAUUUAAAUCCAUAAGCAAUUUUCUGUGGUGAGUAGAACGGUGAAACAAAUUAGCAGGGAAACACAGGAGGGUUAGAAGCAGAAGAUGAUGUCUGAUCCCCUUGUAAAAUUGGCUAAAUAUGACAAGGUGUUUGCAUGAUAUAGCUUCAUCUGGAAGCAGGGUUAGUGUGGGUUCAGCUCAUCGUAACCUGAUUUCUGGCCUAGUUUUAGCACUGAAACAACUUCAGUUGUAAUGAGGAUGGGUGACCUAUGUCAGGAGAAAGACAGGAAGUGGGAUCCUGAAAAUUCCGCUGGACCUUUCAGCAGCAACAUUUGAUACUGCGGACCAUGGUUUCCUUCUAGGCCCACCCUUUGAGGUGGGGAUCGAGGACAUGAUGCCCCAUGCCACAUAUUUCCAAAAUAUGGUGCAUGGGGGCUAUUGCUCUGUCCGAUGACAGUUACGGAAGUUUUCCACAUCAGGCUUUUAACCUGCACCUUUACCAAGCCUUCUGCUUCUGGAUUGUUUGGCUACUUUAUGCAUGUUU
Messenger RNA from Elgaria multicarinata webbii, 2025 nucleotides. RefSeq names its product E3 ubiquitin-protein ligase TRIM39-like. The transcript is spliced from 4 exons. Gene Ontology annotation, biological process: protein ubiquitination. Gene Ontology annotation, cellular component: cytoplasm. NCBI's taxonomy places the organism in Eukaryota, Metazoa, Chordata, Lepidosauria, Squamata, Anguidae. The record is from RefSeq and is a predicted model, not a curated record. Gene Ontology annotation, molecular function: ubiquitin protein ligase activity; protein binding. The coding region runs from base 207 to 1109 and encodes 300 amino acids.